Messenger RNA from Choloepus didactylus (southern two-toed sloth), 5485 nucleotides. It is a transcript of the gene TCP11L1, whose product is annotated as t-complex 11 like 1. The transcript is spliced from 9 exons. Gene Ontology annotation, biological process: signal transduction. Bases 1 to 1512 code for a protein of 503 amino acids. NCBI's taxonomy places the organism in Eukaryota, Metazoa, Chordata, Mammalia, Pilosa, Megalonychidae. The record is from RefSeq and is a predicted model, not a curated record.
AUGUCUGAAAACCUUGACAAGUCCAGUGUAAAUGAAGCAGGAGAGUCAAAAGCAAAUGAUUCUGAGCAAGGCCUUGAAGAUGCUGUGGAAGGUUCUAAUGAAGCUUUACAGAAAAGAAUAAAGCCGGCCUCUGCCAGCCCCCAAAGGGUGCAAAGACCUCACUCUAGCCCUCCUCGAUUUGUGACAGUAGAAGAACUCUUGGAGACAGCGAAAGGAGUCACUAACAUGGCUCUAGCCCAUGAAAUUGUAGUAAACGGAGACUUUCAGAUUAAACCUGUUGAGUUACCAGAAGACAGCUUGGAGAAGAGAAUAAAGGAGAUUGUACAUAAAGCUUUUUGGGAUUGUUUGAGUGUCCAGCUAAGUGAAGACCCCCCAACGUAUGACCAUGCCAUCAGACUAGUAGGGGAGAUCAAAGAGACUCUCUUAUCUUUCUUGCUGCCUGGUCACACUAGACUGAGAAACCAGAUAACGGAAGUCUUGGAUCUGGAUCUGAUAAAGCAGGAAGCAGAGAAUGGGGCCCUAGACAUUUCCAAGCUGGCUGAAUUCAUUAUUGGCAUGAUGGGGACUCUAUGUGCACCGGCUCGUGAUGAGGAAGUUAAGAAAUUAAAGGACAUUAAGGAAAUAGUGCCCCUUUUCAGGGCAAUUUUUUCUGUGUUGGGCCUAAUGAAAGUGGACAUGGCAAACUUUGCUGUCAGUAGCAUUAGGCCACAUCUCAUGCAGCAGUCGGUUGAAUAUGAAAGGAAGAAGUUUCAAGAGCUUUUGGAGAAGCAACCAAAUUCCCUGGACUUUGUUACCCAGUGGCUAGAAGAAGCUGCAGAUGACCUUAUGAAUCAGAAGUGUAGAAAUUCCCUGCCCGCCAUAGGAGGGGCUGCUUGCUCUGGGGAUGUUACCGUGCCGAGUCCGGUUGCUGUCCAGAAUUAUGCCUACUUGAAACUUCUGAAAUGGGACCACCUCCAGAGACCUUUCCCCGAAACAGUUUUGAUGGACCAGUCUCGCUUCCAAGAGCUUCAGCUUCAGCUGGAGCACCUGACCGUCCUGGGGGCUGUAUUGCUGGUCACGUUCAGCAUGGUAGCCCCAGGAAUUUCAUUCCAGGCAGAGUUUGCUGGGAAACUCAAGAUGAUUGUCAAGAUUCUGCUAACAGAUAUGCAUCUCCCCUCCUUCCAUCUCAAGGAUGCCCUGACUACCAUUGGGGAGAAAGUCUGCAUGGAAGUGGGCAGCUGUCUUUCCCUGUGUUCUGACAAGGAGACAGUGCUGAAGGGCCAGAUCCAGGCCGUGGCCAGUCCUGAUGACCCCAUUCGCAGGAUCAUGGAUUCUCGUAUCCUGACCUUCUUAGAAACCUACCUUGCCUCAGGUCAUCAGAAGCCAUUCCCCACAGUACCUGGUGGAUUGGGUCCAGUUCAGAAAGAGCUAGAGGAAGUUGCUAUUAAAUUCGUUCGCCUCGUCAACUAUAACAAGAUGGUCUUCAGUCCCUACUAUGAUGCCCUCCUGAGUAAGAUCCUCGUCAGAUCCUAACAUGUAUGCACCCUGCAGCAGUAUUAUUCACUCGGCUCAGAAUACUUGUUCCCAACUAUAAUGCUGCUUUGGAAAAUGGCUAUUUAGUACAUUUUUAUUUAACAGCACUGAUUCCAAAGGGGAGAAUAUUGUGUAUCGCUGUUGAAAAGACUCAAUAUAUGUACUGAAUUCUGUUUUAAAGGGUAGUAUUUAUGAGUGCAAGUUUACAAGUCAAAGAAGCUUUUUUUAUCUUGAGUUUUAUAGGUAACAUUCAGCUUUGAAACAGUUGACUGCCAGUGUGUCUCCACUCCGUCCUCUGUCGUGAUUGUAGCAGCCUGGUCCCUCCAAGGAGGCUGGAGCCUUCCUCUUCUGUGAUCUGGAUAGUUUUUCCGUCAGACGCCCUGUACUGACAGCCACCCAAGAGUAAAAGAAGUCAAGCCAUGGCUGUCUUUAGACUCUUGCCCCCGUCUUCAAUAGCCCCCAACUCCCCUCAACUCAUGCCUCCAGGUAUUUUAUGUUAUAAGGGCUGUCUAGGCUUAUUGCUCUCUCCCUGCCUGGACUAGCCAGGGCCCUAGAGCCUGUACUGAUUCUUGUAUUCUAGAGGAGAGUUGUUUGAUUAUAACGUUUGUUCUUUUCUACAAAAUGAUUCCCGAGUCUGGAUGGUAGCACUGCUGUCCGGUGGGAUCUAGAGAAUGGAAAUUCUUUGAGUUUUAAGCCUUGAACAUUAAGGAGGAAAUAUAUUUUCUUAAAAUAUAGUUUAAUAUAAUAUAAAAGAGGACAAAUGCCUGGGAUUUUUACUGAAACAUUCACUCUGAUAUAAUAUACAGCUGUGUUGAUUGAAUUAGAAUUUUGGAAAAUAGGUUGAAGUAUUUUUGGGUAAAAUAGCCAAAGCUCACUAAUCUGUUGGAUAAGGAAGUCAUAGAAAAUCUUUGUUUUUGAGCAAUAUUUAUCCAAGGAACUUCAGUGACUAGAAUUCCUGGCACAUCCUGUGACGUGAAGGAGUAGUUUGAGUAUCACGGAUGGUCUCUUCUGUUAAAAAAAUAAAAGUGUGUGUGUGUGUGUGUGUGUGAGAGAGAGAAAGAGAGAGAGAGGGAGAGAGGGAGAGAGAGAGAAAGGGAGAGAGAGAGAGGGAGAGAGACAGGGGCAUUAUUUUAGAAGCAGAGCCAUGAAGUUGUUGGAGUGAUCUCCAGCUGCCAGAACAGCUCGGGGUAAAGUAAUGCAAGUAACUCCUUUAUUAAGGGGACAGGGUUGGAGGGGCAAGAGGAACAUUCUCUCUGUAGACUGUCCAUUUAUACCAGGCUCCAUGGAAGUGGGUGGUUAUAUUGGGGGAAAUGUGAUUUCUCCAAAUAUAUGCAACACACACUAUGCUUAAUGGUGUUUUGUACUUGCAGUCAGAAAUGUAUGCUGCACAGUAUGGUCAGAAGUCAUGUUAUUAAAGUUAAGACACCAGGGCAAAUUUUCCCUGGAAUAUGCAAAUUCAUGGAGUCAGAAACUAGAAUACAGGAAAUCUGGGGUGGGGAUAGGGAAUGGGGAGUUGAUAAAAAUUUUUUUUCCCCUGGUUUCUUUGGAAAGUGAUAAAAGUUCAGUAAGUAGGACAUAAGAGUAAUACAGAUUAUUUAUCAGCCCACAAAGACUUGGGCAAAAAGAAACUUGGAAGCUGUUUCAGAAAGUCCUCAGAAAGGCUGGCAGCUGUUUCUGAGAAGCCAGAUUUCACUGCAAGGAGUUGUUUUCUCUUUUCCAGAAAUGUAAGGAAAUGUGGUAAUUUGGGUUUUUGAAAGAAGACUACUUAAGUUGUCCUUUGAAGGUAUGUACUACAAGAGGACUGACUGGAAGGAGGAAAGCAGGUACUCCAAGGGAAGAAUGUCAGACCCAGUAGUAUCAGAAUAAAUUCUGCUUUUAAUAUUUUUGAGAUUUUGGAUAUUCUCAGGGUUUAUACAAAGAAUUUGGAUCUGACUGCAGGAGCUCAGGUAGAAAUUAUAUGUAAACAGAUCAGCUAUUGAAGUUAGUUAUAAUCGUAUGUUGAUGUAGUGAAUUAAAAAAAAAAAAAAAAAAAGUAGAGACAGAUGUAUCUUUAGGUCUUGUGUAACUCCCAGGCAGGAGACCCUGAAGAAUCUGGGGUCACUGUAAACUGGCAAGCUAUCCGCAUUUUACGAGAGAAUACUUUUAAAGAACAAAAUCGUGUCUUUUAUGGUGGAUUCAAUAAGGUCUCUUCUGGAAUUUUCCUUCAAGGUAGAAGUCACUCUGUGUUUCCUGGGCUGAGACUCUGAGCACCCAGGGGUAGCACUGUUUUGCUUUGCCUCAGCCUCUGGGCAGCCUUUGGGGUUUUUCUCUCCCUCCAAGAUUGAGGGAGGGGAACUUUAUCCCUAAAGGCACUGGGUAGAUCACCACUUUCUACAGUCAUUUUUCCUCCUUAAAGCCCCCCCCCCCCACCAUGGAGUCCUAGAUUGACAGAGUUAAAUUUGGAAUUUGGAGUCUACAUGCAUUUAUAAUAGGGAGCUUGCAAAGACUCUUGACUCCCCAAGAGUCCUCGGUGUCCACUGGUGGAAUUCUAUAGAAGGCACAAGCCAAGGAUGAGGAAAGUUUAAUUCAGAAUCUCAGUAUUCAUAUUGAAUCAUUUUGUUGUUACUCUGUGAAGAUACGUGAGCAAAUCUUCCUGGAAUCUCAUAGGAUUAUCACUAAGAGCCAGGAAAAUUCAUUUAGUUAAUUUAGUUACUCAGGAAACAUUUAUUAAGCAUCUAGUUGUGGCUCCCAACUCUCACUCCAAGGCAAAAACAUCCUCUGGAAUAUAUGUUGUCCUUCCUCAGAAUUGAAUUGGUUCUAUAUACUGCAUACUGAUUGAAUUUGACUUGAUAUCUUGCUUAACCAAUUCCUGGAAACAAGUGUUUCUUUUUGAAAUUGCUAAGUUUAUUUGGUAAUAAUUCACUACUUGUGAAUAGAAUGGAGAGCCUUGAGAGUUAGGCCAAUAGUGCCAAGCCUCUUAGAUUUAUUUGGUAGUCUCAUAAGUGAAUGAGUGAAUGCAUGAAUGCCUAGAGCAGUAGCUGCUACUUUGUUGGCUCCAGUAAAUGUUGCUUGAAUGAAUGGCUGAUGUUUUAAAUGGGUGUUUUAAAAAACGGGUGUUUUAAAUCUUUUUUUAAAGCAAGUUGCAAAAUGUGAUUGUUUAUGUAACCAUAUAACCCAGCCAUGAAUAUAUUUCAGGUAAAAUCCACACUGGUACAGUGUCUUACUGAUUAGAUGCAGCAGACAAGUGUAAAAGAACUUCUUUCUCUGUGAAGAAGAGUUGAGAGAUUUGACCUAAUACGCAUAUAAUGUGCAUAUAUUGGCCAGUGAUUCUGAAUGGAUUAUUCCAGCAGACCUGUUUUUGUGGAGGCACUUAUUUUCAUGUCUUCAAACCUUAAGAUUCCUGGGAAUGGAGGAGAGGUGAUGCUGCCACCAGCUUUCCUGGUGAGUUUCAAAGGGAAUAGCUGGUUUGCUGUUUGAUUUCCAGUGACCUUUUUGGUGUCUCCUGAUCGAUAUAUAUAACAUUUGUGUUGUCUUUAAAACUUUGAGGCAAGGUGUUAAAGUAUAAAGACUGGAAGCUGUCAAGAAACUAGGGUUCUGCUCCCAACUUCCUUAUGUACUAACUGGGGCAAAUCUGGGCCCAUUUUCAACACCUAUAAAAUGAGGAGCUAGUUUUGGAUCUUUAAGCUCCCUUCCAGUUCUGACAUUCUAUGAUAAACCUGAUUUGAAUAACUUAUGUAGAUUGUGAUAAGAUUGUGCAGAAAGCUCUUGAUUUAAAGGAAGAUCUGGUUUUGAGUGUUAUCGGCGUCACCUUGCUACUGGUUGUAUGAUAUUGGGGAGGUUAUUCUCCCUUGGAUCACAGUAUUUUCAUCUGUAAAAUGAGAACACUUCUAACUCAGUUAUUGCGAAGAUUAAAUGUGAUAAUGGAUAUUAGAAUGCUUUGUAUAUUGAAAAGGAUUAUAAGUUGCUUUAUUAAUAAAGGAGAGCCUACAACCCA